Odocoileus virginianus texanus is the source of this 1568-nucleotide messenger RNA. NCBI's taxonomy places the organism in Eukaryota, Metazoa, Chordata, Mammalia, Artiodactyla, Cervidae. The record is from RefSeq and is a predicted model, not a curated record.
AUGUUGACGCUGCAGGGCNUCGGGGGCGGGGGCGGGGACUCGGUUAGGAGGCGAAUGGAGGCUCCUCUGGCUCAGCCGAGGCCCGACCGCGCAGCGCAAGGCUCACCCUGCCCAUCGGCCUGGAGAAGAGACCCGGAGAGCUGUCAGCGCCUUCCCCCCGCUGCUGGCUUUACAGGUUACCCUUUCCCAACUGCUCCUCCUGUGGAUCCAUUUGCCAAAAUCAAAGUGGAUGACUGUGGAAAGACUAAGGGCUGCUUUAGAUAUGGCAAACCCGGCUGUAAUGCAGAGACCUGCGACUACUUCCUUAGCUACCGGAUGAUAGGGGCUGAUGUGGAAUUUGAGCUGAGUGCAGACACGGAUGGCUGGGUAGCAGUUGGAUUCUCUUCAGACAAGAAAAUGGGUGGUGACGAUGUCAUGGCCUGUGUUCACGACGACAAUGGGAGGGUCCGCAUACAGCACUUCUAUAAUGUAGGCCAGUGGGCAAAGGAGAUUCAGAGAAACCCUGCCAGAGAUGAAGAAGGAGUUUUUGAGAACAAUCGGGUCACCUGCAGAUUUAAACGGCCUGUAAACGUUCCCAGAGAUGAAACGAUUGUUGAUCUGCAUUUGAGUUGGUAUUACCUGUUUGCUUGGGGUCCAGCCAUUCAGGGCUCUAUCACCCGACAUGAUAUAGACUCACCACCGACUUCAGAGCGCGUUGUCAGUAUUUACAAGUACGAGGACAUUUUUAUGCCAUCGGCUGCCUAUCAGACCUUCUCCUCUCCGUUCUGUCUACUUCUAAUUGUUGCCCUGACCUUCUACUUAUUGAUGGGAACCCCUUAACCACAGUGGCAGAGCCAACAGGGUCAGUGCAUUAGAAAGGCUUUAGUAUAUUUUUAAAAAAUAUUCAGUGUUAUUUUAGCUUCUAUUAUGUAAAAAAACAAAAACAAGCCACAGAUGAUUCAACUUUUUGGGAAAAAGAGCAAGCUUCUUUUCUAAUUGAAGAGUGUUGUUUAAUAAUGACCCACACUUUUAGAAAGUACUUGAAACUUUUCUAAGCACUCAUUUUCAAAUAUGUUUUCUUACUUGAGCUUUACAACAUGUCUGAGUUGGCUUGAUGAAAAUGAUUAUUGCUAUCAUCAUUACACUGAUUGGAAUUUGAGACCCAAGAAGACACUCUUUUUAUGAUUCUUGUGCCAUGUAGCCUUGGCUGCUCGCAGUCGGAUAACACAUAGCAAAGCAGAGAAAGCCAGGCUUAGAAACUGUGUCUCUAAACAACCUUCACUCUUCCAACUACAGUUCAAGAGAGUUAUUUGGAGUAAUACUAAAGAGAACUUCGCUGGAUGGCCCAAUUCACAGUCAGCCUUCUAGACAGAAGAACUUUCAAAUUUCCACGGAGCAUGAAGGUCUUUAGAUAUUUACACAGCUCAUGAGGAGAAUGAUGGAGGUAACAGUGAUAUGAAAAUGGUUCAGAUUUAUUUGAAAUAUCUUCUCAACUAGUAAGUAGCUAAGGGAACACAUUUUUUAUUGCUGCUUGGAAAGGUUAGAAACAAAACUGUGACUAUUCCUGAAGAUGUAAAAUUAUAUUAAUG